Molecule: messenger RNA, 742 nt
Organism: Myotis lucifugus (little brown bat)
Lineage: Eukaryota; Metazoa; Chordata; Mammalia; Chiroptera; Vespertilionidae
Gene: FGF19
Product: fibroblast growth factor 19
Exons: 3
Coding region: 1-660 (219 amino acids)
Biological process (GO): fibroblast growth factor receptor signaling pathway; positive regulation of cell population proliferation; animal organ morphogenesis
Cellular component (GO): cytoplasm; extracellular region
Molecular function (GO): fibroblast growth factor receptor binding; growth factor activity
Source: RefSeq, a predicted model, not a curated record
AUGCAAAGCGCGUGGAGCCGACGCGUUGUGGCCCGAGCCCUGGUCUUGGCCAGCCUCGGGCUGGCCUCAGCCGGGGGGCCCCUCGGUCUUUCGGACGCUGGGCCGCACGUGCACUACGGCUGGGGGGAGUCCAUCCGCCUGCGCCACCUGUACACCUCCGGCCCCCACGGCCCAUCCAGCUGCUUCCUGCGCAUCCGCGCUGACGGCGCAGUGGACUGCGCGCGGGGCCAGAGCGCGCACAGUUUGGUGGAGAUCAGGGCCGUCGCCUUGCGGAAAGUGGCCAUCAAGGGCGUGCACAGCGCCCUGUACCUCUGCAUGGGAGGCGACGGCAGGAUGCUGGGGCUGCCUCAGUUCUCGCCCGAGGACUGUGCUUUCGAGGAGGAGAUCCGCCCGGACGGCUACAACGUGUACCGGUCCCAGAAGCACCAGCUGCCCGUCUCGCUGAGCAGUGCCCGGCAGAGGCAGCUGUUCAAGGCCCGGGGCUUCCUGCCGCUGUCCCACUUCCUGCCCAUGCUGCCCAGCAGCCCCGCGGGACCCGUGCCCCGAGAGCGCCCCUCGGAGCCGGACGAGUUCUCUUCGCCCCUGGAAACAGACAGCAUGGACCCUUUUGGGAUUGCCAACAACCUGAGGCUGGUGAGAAGUCCCAGCUUUCAGGAAUAACCGAGGCUCCCGCCUCCUCCCAGGCCAGGAGCCGCGGCCUGUGGUGCCUGCAGAGUGGCCUUGGCCGUGCGCCUACAAGUAC